Molecule: messenger RNA, 1038 nt
Organism: Fusarium vanettenii 77-13-4
Lineage: Eukaryota; Fungi; Ascomycota; Sordariomycetes; Hypocreales; Nectriaceae
Exons: 2
Coding region: 1-1038 (345 amino acids)
Molecular function (GO): protein binding
Source: RefSeq, a predicted model, not a curated record
AUGGAGAUGAAGACAGACAAUCCCAGUCUUCCCUAUAAGGACCCAACAGCAGAUCCGAAUGCUCGCAUCUCGCCAGAGUCUCUCGCUUUAAGCGGAGCCUCGGAUGCAGGUGAUGUAUCGCGCGUCCGGGCCCUUCUCUCCUCUCUCCCCGACGGGGCCGCCCUUCCUAUCCCCCCAGAUCAGUAUUUAAGCCGUGCUCGAUUUCGAUCUGCAAGAAACGACCUUAGGGAUGCUAGCAAGGCCGGAGAUGUUGAGCUUGUCCGUAAAGUGGUCCAGGCAUGGAGAGCAGAUCCGUCUUUGGAGAACCCGACAACCGAAGACAUGGAUAUGCCGAUGAUAUUGGCGGCUCAGAAUGCCAAGAGCGAAGUCGUUCGGUUUUUCCUUGACGAGGGGGUACCAGUUAGUCCAACGGCGAUCAAGCUCGCCGCUAAAGAAGGCGAUGAAGCUGUCGACGUUUUCCAGGCCUUCCUCGAUCACGGCUGGGACAUCAACUCGUUUGACCGUAUUCCAGCCUUGCAUUCGGCUACUAAAUCUCUCCCUUUGACAAAGUGGUUCCUGAAAAAUGGGGCAGAUCCUAACCUCAUCAGCAAGGACGGCCAUACGCCUCUGGACUUUGCCGUCACCCACUCAACGCCCGACAUACCCUCCGUCAUUGACCUUCUCCUCUCUUCAGGCGCCCUUGUGACACACAGCAAUGCGCUGCACAACGCGCUCACCGCCACCUACCCUGACUCCAACUGCAUUGCCAUGAUGGGGCUGCUCUUGGAAAAGGGGUUUGACGUCAACGCGUUGUCCUUUACGAACCGGCCCGAGUUCCAAAGCCGGAAUCCGAGCACGGCGCUCCACUGGGCCGUCAGGAAACACAGCGCCAGGAGAGGCAGGAAGAACAUGUUGGCCAGGGUGAGGUGGCUGCUGGACCACGGGGCGGAUGUGGAGGUGAGGGACUCGAAGGGCAAGACUCCGGUCGAGGGGGUGAGUGAUGAGGCUCUGAUUGAGCUUUUGCGUGGCAAGAAGGAUUUCAGAAAGGCAACAGCAUAA